Drosophila serrata is the source of this 2840-nucleotide messenger RNA. RefSeq names its product general transcription factor 3C polypeptide 3. Gene Ontology annotation, cellular component: transcription factor TFIIIC complex. The record is from RefSeq and is a predicted model, not a curated record. Gene Ontology annotation, biological process: transcription by RNA polymerase III. Lineage: Eukaryota; Metazoa; Arthropoda; Insecta; Diptera; Drosophilidae. Gene Ontology annotation, molecular function: protein binding.
UUGUGUUGCUGUGUUUACGCGAAUGAAUAAAUAAAAUUUAAAUAUUAAAAUUAAUCAAAGUGCGAAAUGGCUAGCUCGGACUCGAACGAGGUCUUAAUCGAGGAAAUCGAUAGCAACGAUGUGCCGGAGAACGAGUUGGAGCAAUUCCAGGAGACGGAGCCGCUGCGCGUGGUGGACAUCAUCCACUGCACCGCCGAUGGCGAGAGGCGCCCUUACGAGGCAGACGAGGAGGAGGGUGCUCUUAUUAAACGGUAUGUUCAGGGUGUCCAGUGUCUGGAGUUCCCCGACUUUUGCACAAAGCUGGAAGCAGGCGACGAUGACGAGGAGGACAUUGGCGAAGAAGAUGAGGAGAAGCAGCCAGAUGCCGCCAGUAAGGAUGAACUGCCAAGCACUUCGACCGGUCGUUCGAAGCCACUGCCGCUGCCGCGAGACGCACAGUCAGCCAGCGGAAGUGGACGCGGCGGAGGCUUUCGCAAGACCCAACUAAGCCCCGCCCUGCAGGGUCUGAUGGGCGAGGCGAACCUAAGUUUUGCCUACGGACGCUACGAGACCGCCGAGCGCAUCUGCAUGGAGAUCAUCCGCCAGAAUCCGCUGGCCAGCGAACCCUUCUACACGCUGGCCGAGAUCUACGAGAACCGCGACGAGGUAAAGUUUCUCAACUUCUCGACGUUGGCGGCGCACCUGAAUCCCCAGGAUCGGGACAUGUGGAUCAGGGUAUCCGAUCUGCUCGUGCAGCAGGGCAACCUGGCCCGCGCCCGUCUCAUCUACACCAAGGCCAUCAAGAUGCUGCCCAAGGUGUACCAGCUGCGACUGCGAAAGGCACAACUACUGCAGAAGAUGGGGGAAACGAGCGCGUCCAUGUUCACGUACUUAAAAAUGUUGCCUCUGAUGCCGCCGGAGGAGUGGAAGAUGUGCCUAAGUACGGCCAAGAAUGUGGCUCGGUACUUCCAUGUGCUCGAGAAGCACACCCUUGCCCUGGAGGCCAUGGAGGGGGCGUACAGUGUGUGCGGCGUACGCUUUACUCUUGAAGAUAUUAAUAUCUACCUGGAGCUGCUCAUUCUGAAUAAGCAAUAUGCCAAGGUGCUGAGGUGCCUCCGAGAGCGCACCAACUUCGAGCUGGAGAACGACCAGGAAGAGAGCUUGGAGCUUAUCUACUUCUGCGAAAUUCCCGAUGACUAUGUUCCCGAACUGCGGGCCAAGCUCUGCGUCAGCCUUAUUCACAUGCGGGCCCACCAUUUGCUGGGCUAUCUCAUCCAGAAUGUGCAGGAGCACAUUACUCUCACAGCGGAUCGCGUGGAGCUCUACAUGGACAUCACGGAGGCACUGAUGCAGGAGCACAAGUACGCCGAGGCCAUUGCGUUAAUGAGUCCGAUCACCGAUGGCGACACAGUCGAAUGCCCGGCGUUCGUAUGGCUACGCCAAGCGGAGUGCCUGCGGCAUUUGAACCGCACCAACGAGGCCAUCCAGUGCUACGAGAAAGUGGUGCAGCUGGCUCCCUUCUGCUACGAUGCGCGCUUUACACUUUCCGCCCUGCUGAAGCAACAGGGAAGGCAUGAGGAAGCCGUGGAGGCGCUGGAGCAACCAGGCGAGGCCGAGGGGCAGCCGCUGAUCGCCCGGCUUUUGUACGAACGGUGUGUGAUGCUGCAGCAGAUCGGUCGCAUCGAGGAGUUCCUAGAUGUGGGCUACGCCCUGCUCAGUCGGCACUCCAUAAAGCUGUACAAUCGGGAAGAGAUGAUGGCGGCCGCAAACGGGGGCAGCGCAUACAAUGCGGACAGCUUGAAGACCAUCAUACAGAUGCGAUCUAUGGCGGUGGACAACGUGGCGGAGCAAGAGCAACAAGAUCCCACCAAGGGUGCCGCCACCGAGGCUUCCGAUCUGACUGUGAAGGACGAGUUCAAUCUCUUCCUGGAGCUGGUGCGCACGGCCUUCAAGCAUGGAAUGUACGGGGCUGCCGAGAAGAUAUGCUUUGCCACCGUUACCACAAAGAGAUUCACCUUCUAUCACCACGAGAUUGAACGGAUCAUGGUGCUGACCUGCUACUUUAACGAGGACUGUGCCAUCGCCUUCUCGUAUCUGCGGGAGCUGAUCGCCAAGCAGCCGAGUCACAUAAACCUGUGGAACAUGCUAUCACUGAUGAUCCAACGUGGCGACGAAGUGCGCUACUACCGCUACAUGCGGCGCCUAAUGAACCGCCAUCCGGUUGACACCAAGCCGAUGCGUAUCUUCCAGGGCCACUACCACCUUAACUGCGGCUCCUUCAAGUACGCCCUAAAUAUUUACAUGCCCAUUCUUCGCGAGAAUCCUGAUCCCCUGCUGGCCCUCUGUAUAGCCGUGGCUUUCAACCAGCUGGCGCUGCAGAAGAAGGUGCUUCGCAAGGCGGCGGCAGUAUCCCAGGCGGUGGCCUUUGGCAACCGCUACAUGGAGCUGAGAUGCGGUACAGAGCUGGCGGAUUGCGCUGCCCAGCAGGAAAUUUACUACAACAUCGGACGGAUCUAUCAUCAGGCGAACAUUCAGCAUUUGGCAGUCGUUUACUACGAAAAGGCUCUGGCAGUGCCAGUUCAUCCUCUGAUUGCCGAACACGAAUCGAUCCUGGGACUGCAGCAUGAGGUGGCAUUCAACCUGCAUCUCAUUUACCGAGCCAAUGGUAAUAAGUGGAAGGCGCGACAGUAUCUAAUGCGUUACUGUGUGGUCUGAUUGCAGAUCCGGAUCAGGUACUAUUAUUAACACACAGCUUUAUAUGUACAUAUAUUACAUAAGUUAAGAGAGUUUGAGGAACUACAUAUAUUCUUUUUUACAAGUCACUUAUGUAGUAAAUGACCACAUGACCUUUUGGUAAGACA